Molecule: messenger RNA, 5799 nt
Organism: Neoarius graeffei (lesser salmon catfish)
Lineage: Eukaryota; Metazoa; Chordata; Actinopteri; Siluriformes; Ariidae
Gene: pnpla2
Product: patatin-like phospholipase domain containing 2
Exons: 9
Coding region: 360-1889 (509 amino acids)
Biological process (GO): lipid homeostasis; triglyceride catabolic process
Cellular component (GO): cytoplasm; membrane; lipid droplet
Molecular function (GO): triacylglycerol lipase activity
Source: RefSeq, a predicted model, not a curated record
AGGCGGACACGCCUAUUUCUCGAAACCGACAGUUGCGAUGGAAACAGCGCGAGCGCUGUUAUUUAACCGACUGCUUUGUACAAACGUCGUGAAAACACACAGAGCACCAAGAGGAGGAAGUUUACGACACUUUCUUGUUUUUAAGUUACUGAAGUGAAGUGAGAGAGAGAGGUAGCCGGGUGACGUGUUUAUUUCUGGUGGUCGGCGGUCACCAAAAAACAAAACAAAAAGCGUUUGUGGCUGUAAACAGCGGCGCUCUGAGAGGAAGCGGCCGGCCGGCAGGUCGAGCUGAGUGUCCGGUAAAUGGAGCAGUGAAGUUUGCACUGACUUCCCUUUGACUUGUCCGCAUCCUGUCCGUCAUGUUUCCGCUGGACUCGCCGUGGAGCAUUUCAUUUUCCGGUUGUGGCUUCCUCGGGGUUUACCAUGUUGGAGUGGCGAGCUGUCUGCAGCAGCAAGCGCCUUUCCUCCUCGAGAACGCCGAGCAGAUCUACGGAGCCUCUGCAGGAGCUUUAGUCGCUGCAGCGGUGGUCUGCGGGACUCAGUUCGGAGAGCUAUGCAACGGAUACCUCACUGUUGCAAAGGAAGCGAGGAAGCGGUUUCUGGGACCAAUGCAUCCUUCCUGUAACCUGGUGAAGUUAGUACGGAGCGUGAUAUCUCCGCUACUGCCACAUGAUGCGUACACCAAGGCCACAGGCCGACUGAGCAUCUCUCUCACUCGGGUCACAGAUGGGGAGAAUGUCCUGGUGUCUCACUUCACCAGCAAUGAGGACCUGAUGCAAGCGUGUGUGUGCAGUUCCUUUAUUCCUGUGUACUCUGGCAUUAUACCUCCUACCCUUCAGGGAGUGCGGUAUGUGGAUGGAGGGCUCAGUGAUAAUUUGCCGCAAUAUGAGCUCAAGAACACCAUCACGGUAUCUCCAUUCUCAGGGGAGAGUGAUAUCUGCCCCCGAGAUUACAGCUCCACCAACCUGCACGAACUCCGAUUUAGCAACACGUCAAUACAGCUCACGCUCGCCAACCUGUAUAGGUGCUCCAGAGCGCUGUUCCCUCCAGAUCCACAGGUGCUGGAGAUAGUGUGCCAGGAAGGAUACAACGAUGCGCUACAUUUCCUAAAGAAAAAUGGUCUGUUACAGUUCCGGCGUCCUCAGCACCCCCUGAGUAACAGUAACAUGAGGGUUGAAGAAGACCCCGAGAACGAGAAUGAUCAAAGGCAUAGAGGAGAAAGAGAGAUGAUGCCUGGCCCUCAUUCAAGUGUAGAGGAGCAUGGAUUUGACUUUCCUCCAGAGCUGCAAAGGGCUUUCAGGGAGGGCUGUGAAGAAAGACAACGUUCCUUGCGGUAUAUAAGGAACAUGCUACCAGUCAGGAUGCUGUCGGCCAUCUCCGUGCCAUUCACACUGCCGCUGGAGUCAGCUCUGUCACUGAGUAUCAGGUUGUUGGAAUGGCUUCCUGAUAUUCAAGACGAUGUGGGCUGGAUUAAAGAUCAGACUGUGAAGCUACUGAAUUAUGUCCUAAAUCAUGCCAGCAGGAAUGUGUCCCAACAGCUGGUGGCACGAUUGUCUUAUCAGUUAGAGUUGAGGCAUGCGCUAUCUGCACCGGCAAGUUUCAGCACUGCCAAUCUACUGCCAGGGUGGGUGUGUACACGCAGCGCGUCUGUGCUGAACGCUAUCCAGUGUUUGGAGCAGUACCAGCGCCAGUUCCUGCCAAGCUUCUUCUGCAUUAACCUGAAUCUACAUGGCUCCUUCAGUGCUGGAUCGCUCCAAUCUACAGCUCCCCCUCCUUCUCCACCUAUCCACGAAGACACAGAUGAAGGAUUAACUAUGCGUCCCGUGGGGUCCGCAAAUGCCGCCUUGCUUCCAGAAAGCACUCAAAAGGAGGACCAUCCCAUCUCCUAAUGCGCUUUUUCAGUCAUGGAAAAUUGUGAUGUCGUGAUCACCAGGCAUUCUGAGAGAACUAAUAAUUCCAACAUACUCGAUGCAAGCGAUGGAGUUUUAAAAAAGUAUCUGAACAAGGACGGUCUCAUGAAUAUCUUAAAAGGAUGUUUAACCCUUUGGUGACUGACCCCUUGAAAAUGGUUCCUCCAGGAACGAUGACGUUUCAGUUGUCAAGACAACGGAAAAACUAAAAUACAAAAACAGAAAGAUACGUCACAAUGCUCUUGUGCACAAAACAAAAUGCUCUUGUAUUUUAGUUUUUCCAUUGUCUUGACAACUGAAACGUCAUGGUUCCUGGAGGAACCAUUUUAAAGGGGUCAGUCACCAAAGGGUUAAGAAGGAUGUUGGAUAUUUAUUUCAUUAACUCCUCAAGAUGAACAGAACUGGAUCCUCUAUGGCUUUUAUGCGAUUUCCUCUUUCUGUAACUGAAUGCCAUAAGGAAAUUUUAUUUUGCUGUAUUUGCAUUCUUAACCUUAUUGGGUUUCAUUAUAAGCUUAUUGUUUAUUUUAUUACUUUGCAAAAGUGAUAUUUUCUGGGUGUUCAGAAAGCCUGGACAAAACGUUUAAAUUUGGGGGUUGGCAUCAGCUCGUCCUGGGGUACUGUUUAUUGAGUGGCAAAAGUAUGUGAACCUCUAGGAUUAGCAGUUAAUUUGAAGGUGAAAUUAGAGUCGGGUGUUUUCAAUCAAUGGGAUGACAAUCAGGUGUGAGUGGGCACCCUGUUUUAUUUAAAGAACAGGGGUCUAUCAAAGUCUGAUCUUCACAACACAUGUUUAUGGAAGUGUAUCAUGGCAUGAACAAAGGAGAUUUCUGAGGACCUCAGAAAAAGCAUUGUUGAUGAUUGUCAGGCUGGAAAAGGUUACAAAACCAUCUCUAAAGAGUUUGGACUCCACCAAUCCACAGUCAGACAGAUUGUGUACAAAUGGAGGAAAUUCAAGACCAUUGUUAUCCUCCCCAGCAGUGGUCGACCAACAAAGAUCACUCCAAGAGCAAGGCGUGUAAUAGUCGGAGAGGUCACAAAGGACCCCAGGGUAACUUCUAAGCAACUGAAGGCCUCUCUCACAUUGGCUAAUGAUCACCACCAUCAGGAGAACACUGAACAACAAUGGUGUGCAUGGCAGGGUUGCAAGGAGAAAGCCACUGCUCUCCAAAAAGAACAUUGCUGCUCAUCUGCAGUUUGCUAAAGAUCAUGUGGACAAGCCAGAAGGCUAUUGGAAAAAUGUUUUGUGGACGGAUGAGACCAAAAUAGAACUUUUUGGUUUAAAUGAGAAGCGUUAUGUUUGGAGAAAGGAAAACACUGCAUUCCAGCAUAAGAACCUUAUCCCAUCUGUGAAACAUGGUGGUGGUAGUAUCAUGGUUUGGGCCUGUUUUGCUGCAUCUGGGCCAGGACGGCUUGCCAUCAUUGAUGGAACAAUGAAUUCUAAAGGAAAAUGUCAGGACAUCUGUCCUUGAACUGAAUCUCAAGAGAAGGUGGGUCAUGCAGCAAGACAACGACCCUAAGCACACAAGUCGUUCUACCAAAGAAUGGUUAAAGAUAGGGCUGCACGAUUAUGGAAAAAAUGAUAAUCACGAUUAUCUUGAUCAAAAUUGUAAUCACGAUUAUUAAUCACGAUUGUUCUUGAUGUUAGGGAAAUCACUUAAAUUUUAUUUCACUAUAUUCAAACAAAGCCCUGUGAUGACCUGGCGACUUGUCCAGGGUGUACCCCGCCUUUCGCCCGUAGUCAGCUGGGAUAGGCUCCAGCUUGCCUGCGACCCUGUAGAACAGGAUAAAGCGGCUACAGAUAAUGAGAUGAGAUAUUCAAACAAACAAUAUGAACAGCUUUCAGUGCAGAAUGAAAUUUAAAAGAGAAAUUCUGAUUUCCAAAUGACAAAUAAAUGAAAUUUAUCCAAGAAAUUACCAAAGGAUGAAGGAACUGAAAACUCAAUUGCAACAAUUACAUAGCAUUAUACUGAGGCCUAGUAGUUUUUAGCUAGAAAGACCAGCCUAUCAACAUGCUGUGGCUUUAAACAUGAGCGAAGGCAGGUCACAACAUUGCCUCCAGUGCUAAAUACGCUCAAUCUGUUACCUACUCUCACGCUAUCACCCCUUGAAGAAGAUACCGCCAGUGUUGCCAGACACUGCUGCCGUUUUCCAGCCCAAAAUAUGUUCAAAACCGCCCAAUCUGGCAACACUGGAUACCGCUGCACUGAAGCGCUGCACACUUGGCUUGCUUGCUUAUUUAGACUGGAGUAAUGAAACCUUACAUGCGUCGGUUCGCCCCCUAAUGGUUUGGCGGAGUACUGGUCAAAAAGUGCUUGAUCAGAUAUGCAGCAGAGCUCGCAUUUUAAAUGGAAAUAAAUCGAGAUUUUCAUUUAAUUUAAUCGUGGCAGCCAAAAUCGCGAUUUUUCGAUUAAAUUCGAUUAAUUGUGCAGCCCUAGUUAAAGAAGAAUAAAGUUAAUGUUUUGGAAUGGUCAAGUCAAAGUCCUGACCUUAAUCCAAUGGAAAUGUUGUGGAAGGACCUGAAGCGAGCAGUUCAUGUGAGGAAACCCACCAACAUCCCAGAGUUGAAGCUGUUCUGUACGGAGGAAUGGGCUAAAAUUCCUCCAAGCCGGUGUGCAGGACUGAUCAACAGUUACCGCAAACGUUUAGUUGCAGUUAUUGCUGCACAAGGGGGUCACACCAGAUACUGAAAGCAAAGGUUCACAUACUUUUGCCACUCACAGAUAUGUAAUAUUGGAUCAUUUUCCUCAAUAAAUAAAUGACCAAGUACAAUAUUUUUGGCUCAUUUGUUUCACUGGGUUCUCUUUAUCUACUUUUAGGACUUGUGUGAAAAUCCGAUGAUGUUUUAGGUCAUAUUUAUGCAGAAAUAUAGAAAAUUCUAAAGGGUUCACAAACUUUCAAGCACCACUGUAUCCCAUCUACCUGAUACUAGUGAAAGAUCUUUAUAAAUCAAGCCUUAGGGACCAGGCAGUGGUAGGAGGGAUUUUUAAAACCACAGUAUUACAAAAACUAUUGCAAAGAUUUCUUUGUCCUAAAAUAUAACUUCUUGCAAAGUCAGUUCACGUGCAGCCAUGACUUUACAAACUCCUUAAGUCUGUUUGGUUUUUGUCCUUUUUGCUUCACUGUCAUCAUUUUCUCUUGGUUUGUUUUCUUGAAAACGUUGCGCAAAAUCCAGCAUUGGCCUUCACACCAAUGGUGUUUGAACUUGUGGACAUGACAAGAGAGGAACAAAAAAAGCUUCAUGGAGUGAUUGUUAAAGGAACACCACUUCCCAGAGAACUGUACUCACCGUGCUGUGAAUUACAGCCGUGAAGCUGAAAGUUACAGUAUAUUUUCAUGAACGUUUCUAAAUAGGCUUCCAAGUUUGUGUGCUUCUUAACACAACUAGCCUAGACUUAACUGCACAGCCUCAUCCAGAAAACACAUUCCUCAGCCUGAACUCUUUAUCAUGAUCAGCCUGAAGAUGUCUUUGGGGAAAACUUCCAUCACCUCACCACCUUUUUUUUUUUUUUUUCUCUGACGAAAAUGUGGAACAGGAGAAGAAAUAUUGCAUGAACUUGUAUAUUGAAGUAUUCCUUUCUCUGAUGAUUUUGCUUCUCGCUGAUGAGCUCUUUGCAAGACGUGAAUAGAGAUUAGGCAGGAAAUUCAUGUCGGAUUAAGGUGGAUGAGAAGUCUGUAAAUUGGACAGCAGUUUUUCCCACAGAUAAGUGACACACUGGUGGCGUGUUCAGGUAUAUUGAUCACCGCCCAAGUAUAUUUUGUCCCAUAAUCACAAAAACAUAAAUAUCAUGACAAAAAAAAGUAUAGAAAUGGCGACUGUAACAAUUAUAACAUUUAAUGUUCAUAUUAUGCAAAACUGUAGUUAUCAGUGCAAAUAUAAAGGAACUGUUUGUAA